AUGGCCAAAAUAAUCCUACUUUAUGUAGUAACACUUUUCAUGAUAUUUCCACUCUUUUGGAACCAUGGAAAUGCAACAACUCCUCGCAAACUAGGGACACGUCAUAACGCUGUUACAGGCAUGACAAAUACAGGUGAUGCAACUUUUCGUGGAUUAGGGUUUGCUCGUGAACUAGGGUCACGCAAAAAUACAAAUGAACCGAUUUCUAGUGGAUUAUUAGGACACAAUGAUUCUCCCAUUUCAAGCUCGUUAGGUCAGGGGGAACGCCAGUUUGGGAUUCCAUGCUUGUCAAAGACAAAAUUGUGCGAUAUCAGAUCCUCAGCUCAUUCAACUGAAGCAACUUCUGGUGGAUCAGAAGACCACGAUCCUCCCAUUUCAAGAUCCUCAGCUCAUUCAACUGAAGCAACUUCUGGUGGAUCAGAAGACCACGAUUCUCCCAUUUUAAGAUCCUCAGCUCAUUCAAAUGAAGCGACUUCUGGUGGAUCAGAAGAUCAUGAUUCUCCCAUUUCAAGAUCCUUAGAUCAUGCAAAUAAAGCGACUUCUGGUGGAUCAGAAGACCGCGAUUCUCCCAUUUCAACAUCCUCAGUUUAUGCAAAUAAAGAGACUUCUGCUCAUGCAACUGAAGCAACUUCUGAUGGAUCAGAAGAUCACGAUUCUCCCAUUUCAAGAUCCUCAGCUCAUGCAACUGAAGCAACUUCUGGUGGAUCAGAAGACCGCGAUUCUCCCAUUUUAAGAUCCUCAGCUCAUUCAAAUGAAGCGACUUCUGGUGGAUCAGAAGAUCACAAUUCUCUCAUUUCAAGAUCCUCAGAUCAUGCAAAUGAAGCGACUUCUGUUGGAUCAGAAGACCACGAUUCUCCCAUUUCAAGAUCCUCAGCUCAUGCAAAUGAAGCGACUUCUGGUGGAUCAGAAGAUUGCGAUUCCAUUCUUUCACCAUUUCAAGCUUGCCAACUCAAAUAA
Molecule: messenger RNA, 957 nt
Organism: Capsicum annuum
Lineage: Eukaryota; Viridiplantae; Streptophyta; Magnoliopsida; Solanales; Solanaceae
Product: sericin 1-like
Exons: 3
Coding region: 1-957 (318 amino acids)
Source: RefSeq, a predicted model, not a curated record